AUGUCUUGGGGACCACCAUUCAGCCAACUAUACCAUUUGACAAUAUAUUGUUUGUAUAUUGUUCAUCUUCCCCGAACUAGAAUUAUGAGCUUUGACAAACCAAUAGAGUCUACUCCAUCUUAUUCUAGGAAUUUAGAACAUGAGAGCCCAGCCUACAAUAAGUAUUUCAAUUAUGUGCUGAAGAAUGAGAGGUGGUUAGCUUUAAUCAGAGACUAUACAUCAGGGGAAGAAAUUUUUCUGAAAAAAAAACAAACAAAACAAAACAGUGAACAUGUGCUGAAUGAGAAAAUAAGUAAUUUUGUCCAAGAUUCCACAGUGAUUAGAUGGCAGGGACAAAAUUCAAAUCCAGAUGUUCCUGUCUUCAAGGUCUCUGUAAUGAGAAAUACUGUAAUGUCACAAAGCAUUAUUUAUAUGUUAAAAAGCAUUAAUUGCUAG
This is a messenger RNA of Pipistrellus nathusii (Nathusius's pipistrelle), 435 nucleotides long. Lineage: Eukaryota; Metazoa; Chordata; Mammalia; Chiroptera; Vespertilionidae. The record is from the annotation of a GenBank genome assembly.